This is a messenger RNA of Penicillium angulare, 3336 nucleotides long. Its product is annotated as putative DUF814 domain protein. The transcript is spliced from 4 exons. Gene Ontology annotation, molecular function: ribosomal large subunit binding; tRNA binding. Gene Ontology annotation, cellular component: RQC complex. Lineage: Eukaryota; Fungi; Ascomycota; Eurotiomycetes; Eurotiales; Aspergillaceae. The record is from RefSeq and is a predicted model, not a curated record. Gene Ontology annotation, biological process: rescue of stalled cytosolic ribosome; ribosome-associated ubiquitin-dependent protein catabolic process. The coding region runs from base 1 to 3336 and encodes 1111 amino acids.
AUGAAGCAAAGAUUUUCUUCAGUAGACGUAAAGGUCAUCACCCAGGAGCUAGCUGCGGAGCUGGUCAGUCUGCGGGUGUCCAACAUCUAUGACCUGUCUUCGCGUAUAUUUCUUUUCAAAGUAUCGAAACCAGACCAUCGCCGUCAACUCAUCGUCGAUUCUGGCUUCCGCACUCAUGUCACGCAAUACUCUCGCACAGCAGCCACCGCACCCUCCCACUUCGUAACCAGACUGCGCAAACUCCUCAAAUCGCGUCGUAUCACAGGAGUCACGCAACUUGGCACAGAUCGUGUCAUCGAUAUCUCUUUUAGCGAUGGUACAUUCCAUAUGUUCCUUGAGUUUUUUGCCGGCGGCAACAUCAUAGUCACUGAUCGCGAAUAUAACAUCAUUGCGCUGUUUAGACAGGUUACUGCAGCGGAGGGCGAAGAAGCAAAACUUGGCCUCAAGUACGAUAUAACCAAUAAGCAGAACUAUGCGGGAAUUCCUGAUAUUACGCCGGAACGGAUCACAGAGACGAUAGAGAAGGCGCAGGCAUUAUUUGCACAAGAAGGAAACGCGCCUAAGAAGUCUAAGAAGAAGAAUACGGAUUUCUUGCGGAAAGCUCUUUCGCAGGGAUUCCCUGAAUUCCCGCCACUUUUGCUGGAUCAUGCAUUUGCCGUUGUUGGACUUGAUGCUGCGACUCCGCUUGAUCAGGUCCUUGGUAAUGAGACAGCGCUACAGAAUGUAAGGAAAGUCUUGGAUGAGGCCGAGAGAGUGUCGAAAAGCUUUGACACCGGUGCGGAUCAUCCCGGCUAUAUUGUUGCCAAAGAAGAUCCGCGAGUGUCGGCGCAGGCGGAAGGUGAAAAUGAGCAAAAGCCCGGGCUACUAUAUGAGGAUUUCCAUCCAUUCAGGCCUCGACAGUUUGAAGAUAAGCCGGGGAUCAAGAUCUUGCAGUUUGAGCGCUUCAACGCCACUGUUGAUGAAUACUUUUCAUCUUUAGAAUCACAACGCCUUGAGUCUAGGCUUACGGAGAAAGAAGAAACGGCCAAGCGUAAGCUGGAUGCCGUUAGAGAUGAGCACCGAAAACGGAUCGAUGCCCUGAAAGAUGCACAGGAAUUACAUAUCCGCAAGGCUGGUGCUAUCCAAGACAAUGUAUAUCGCGUUCAAGAAGCAAUGGACGCUGUGAAUGGCUUGGUCGCGCAGGGUAUGGACUGGGGAGAGAUCGCACGAUUGAUCGAGAUGGAGCAAAGUCGAGGUAACCCAGUUGCCCAAGUUAUUAAGCUGCCUCUCAAACUUUACGAAAAUACCAUCACUCUCCUUCUAGGAGAAGGCGAGGAAGAGGAGGAAGAUGUCGAUAUCGAGUCCAGCGACGAAUCUGAAUCCGAUUCGGAGGCUGAAGAAAAAGAGGAGCGAACUCGAACCGAUGCUGCAUCACGGAUGCUGUCAAUUGAUAUCGACCUCGGACAAACGCCUUGGGCUAAUGCCUCACAAUACUAUGACCAAAAGAAACAAGCUUCAGAGAAGCAGGAGAGAACUGCUCAGUCUUCUACGAAGGCGCUUAAGAGUCACGAGAAGAAGGUCACUGCCGAUCUGAAGAAGACUUUGAAACAAGAGAAGUCAGUUCUUCGACACGCUCGUGAGCCAUUCUGGUUCGAGAAAUUCGUUUUCUUCAUCUCCUCGGAAGGUUACUUGGUUAUUGGAGCCCGGGACUCAAUGCAAAGCGAAAUACUUUACCAUCGCUACCUGAACAAAGGUGAUAUCUUCAUUCAUGCCGACCUGGCCGGAGCGAUGCCUAUUGUGGUCAAAAACCGCACCGGGAAUGGGGAUGCUCCUAUCUCUCCAAGCACAUUGUCACAAGCUGGAAUCAUGUGUGUUGCAACUUCAACGGCAUGGGACUCCAAGGCUGUCAUGUCUGCGUACUGGGUACAUGCCAACCAGGUUUCGAAGACAGCCGAGAUGGGUGGUGGAAUUUUGCCUGUCGGUGAUUUCCAAAUCAGAGGCGAGAAGAACUUCCUAGCGCCAUCGCAGUUGGUGCUCGGCUUUUCCGUCUUAUUUCAGAUCAGCAAGGAAAGCCUGCGCAAUCACAAAAUACACUAUGAUACCACCGAUAUUCUUGCUACUGAACCCCAGGAGUUCGAAGCAAAGCCCUUCACCAAGGGGGAAUUGCCCGAGCAGAUAGAACAAGACGAAGAUGUAGAGGAGGCAGAAGAAGACGAAAGAAAUGUUUCCGACGAGGAAAAGGAAGACGACAACGAUGCGGCGCCAGCUUCUCGAAACCCUCUUCAACGAGGUAACUCCGAACUUCCUUCUGCACAAGCUAAGCAGGAUGAUGAGUCUGGAUCUGAAUCGGAUAAAGAAGAGGAUACGACUAAAGAGGGGGCAGCAGAGCGCGAGCCGGAAGCUGAGACUGAACCCAACCAAGACCAGUCUGCCAAGGAAAUAGCCGAGGAUGAAGAAUCAGAAGACGAGGAGUCCGCUUCUGCUCCUCAGGAGGAGGCCUCUCAAGAGCAAGACAAUCAGAAGCUCACAGCGCGAGAACGCAGAGCUGUGCGCCAAGGCAAGACCAUCGACCGACCAGGCCAGGCUGAACCUGCCCCAACUCGUACUGCACUAACCCGGGGUAAGCGGGCCAAGGAGAAGCGUGCUGCAGCAAAGUACGCCCAUCAGGACGACGAAGAGCGUGAACUAGCCCUUCGGCUCCUGGGAGCCGGUAAGGGCAAAGCCGCCAAGGCAGCUCAAGCAGAAGAAGCUAAAGCUCAGCGUGAGCGAGAAGCCGAAGCACAAAGGCUGCGGCGACGAGCACAGCAUGAGCGAGCAGCAGCAGCAGAGCAAAAACGACAAGCUCAGUUUUCGGGGGGUGGUGAUGACUACAAUGAAGAGGUCGCAGCCGCCGAAGCCGCUGACUUGACCUGGAUUCCAGCACUGGUUGGAACCCCAACUCCAGAUGAUGAGAUCCUUGCUGCUAUUCCCGUCUGUGCCCCAUGGGGCGCUAUGGGCAAGUACAAGUACAAGGUGAAGCUACAACCUGGCGCUGUGAAGAAAGGAAAAGCCGUUAAGGAAAUUAUUGGUCGUUGGGUCUCUGAGACUACUACUGGCAAGGUGAAGAAGGAUCACGCCGAGGAUGCGGGGAUCCCUCGCGCUGAUGCAGAGCGGCUACGGGCUAGAGAGGGUGAGCUGAUCAAGGGGUGGAAAGAUACAGAGAUUAUCAACACUAUGCCGGUUAGCAAAGUGCGUAUCAUGACUGCUGGUGCUGCCGGCGGCGGCGGAGGCGGAGGCGAUAAGGGCAAAGGGAAAGGAGGCGGUGGUGGUAAAGGUGCUGGAGGUGGGAAAGGAGGGAAGGGUGGAAAGAAGAAAUAG